AUGAGUGGAAGGGAUCUGCAAACGUUCAGUACAAACUACAGAGCCGAAGAUGUGGAAAAACUGACACAGCGGAUGAAAUAUGGUCUUGGCAGCUCAAAGUACAAACCAGCUGAAUACAAAAGACUUCAAGCUAUUGUUGAUGCCAAACGCCUGGAGUCUGAUCUAAUUGGAUUAAAGGUUCAGAAGACUCGUUGUGCAGCCAAGGCAACCAAGGAGAGCUCCAUAUUACGGCAGCACAGACAGGUGUGGAGAAGAGAGUGCCCCCGGCAGCAAAAGGCUGAGGAGAAGGCUGAGAAUGACAUCCAUGAUUUUCUAGAACAGAUCAGGCCAAAUAGUAGAACAGAUACGGCUAUCUUCUCACUUCAAGAUUAUGGGCGACUUCUGGAGAAGGAGCAGGAGGCAUUCAGGAUAGACACUGUGGAGCCAGUUCAUCAGCUCAGGGAUGACCUGCGCUUCAGACUGGGUGAACUUCAACAUCUGCAGCUCACUGCCCAUCCAUCAAACUGGGAACAAGUGAUACAACAGAUAAACUUUGUGAAGGACCAGCAAGAUGACGUAACUGAAAAACUUCAAGCAGAGUACCUGGCCCUGGAGGGAGAGAUCAUUGGCCUUGGCUUAGAGAAAUAUCUUACUAGUACUUCAGAUAAUCUGGUGAACAUACAAAACAUUCCAGAGGAGGUUUUGAAUUCAGACUGCCCUUACCCAGAGCUGAAGGACUCCCUGAUCCAGGCCUUCCACUCCCUGUCAGAAAGGUACCAGAGCAGGCUGCAGAAUCUCCAAGAUCAACUGCAAACAACUGACAGGUUCUGUGGCUGGUGUGCAGAUGACCACCAACGCUUCCUGUUCACUUUGUCACAGUACACUCAUGACAUACCCAACCACAGGGCACUCUACAUGGACAUGCUGCAAAGACUCUUCCCCGAGAAAACUAGACAAGAGCUGAUGGAGCAUGAACGGGUGUGGGAUUGGCUGCGAUUCACCCAGGCACAGCUGAGAGUGGUGACCCAGCAAUGUCAGCGAGACCAGGAGGAGCUUCUGGCCAGAGCCCUGUUCACCCUGCAGGAGGCGAGACAUGCCCACCAGGAGGAGCUGGAGCUCCACAGAGGCCAUCAGCACCAGCAGGACAUCUGCUCACAUCUCAGGGAGAAGCUGCAGCAGUGGCGAGCCCAGCAGGAGGAGGUGGUGAUGCUGGAGGCAGCUAUAGCUUCUAGACAACAAGAGGAGGAGGAGGCGAGGCUAAAGAAAGAGCAGGAGAAGGAGGCCGCUGUCAGAACACAGCACAAAGAGAAAGUCAGGCAGUUUUAUUUACAGCAGCAGAAGAGGAGGGAGAUGCUGGAGGCGAGGGAUCAAGAGAGACUCGCUAAUCUGAGGAGCGUCAUGGAAGAACAGGCAAGGAGAGAUAAAGAGAGGGUGCAGUUUCGGGCCGAAAUGUUGCAGCAGCGAAGGGAGGAGAGAGAGGCACAGGAGCUUGAGCUGCUAAGAGAAGGAGAAGAGAAACAGAAUCGUCUGGAAGUUCUGAGAAACCAGGUUAGGGUGGUGGCAGAGGCGGACCCAGACAGGAUGAUGGCAGAUACAGAAGCUUGGAGGGUUCGACGCUUGGAUGUAAAGGAGUUUGAGCUCCAAAGGCCUCUCUAUAGCCUCAACACGUACACAGACAAACAGAUUGUGUCUGAUCCAAGAGUGCGGGUUGAGCAGGCUCUGCGGGAGGCGGGUCUGCACCACAGCCAGUAUGCCAAAGAGGUCCUGUCUGUUCUCACGCCCCCUAAACCACCAAGACGAGAUACCAAAUCCAUGCUCAAGUUCUGACCAGCGGCUUGUUUGGGGUCACAU
Messenger RNA from Anoplopoma fimbria (sablefish), 1830 nucleotides. Its product is annotated as coiled-coil domain-containing protein 148-like. Bases 1 to 1806 code for a protein of 601 amino acids. The record is from RefSeq and is a predicted model, not a curated record. Lineage: Eukaryota; Metazoa; Chordata; Actinopteri; Perciformes; Anoplopomatidae. The transcript is spliced from 14 exons.